Elephantulus edwardii (Cape elephant shrew) is the source of this 471-nucleotide messenger RNA. It is a transcript of the gene NUDT1, whose product is annotated as nudix (nucleoside diphosphate linked moiety X)-type motif 1. Gene Ontology annotation, molecular function: 8-oxo-7,8-dihydroguanosine triphosphate pyrophosphatase activity. Bases 1 to 471 code for a protein of 156 amino acids. Lineage: Eukaryota; Metazoa; Chordata; Mammalia; Macroscelidea; Macroscelididae. The transcript is spliced from 3 exons. Gene Ontology annotation, biological process: DNA protection. The record is from RefSeq and is a predicted model, not a curated record.
AUGAGUCCCACCAGGCUUUAUACUCUGGUGCUGGUACUGCAGCCCCAGCGAGUUCUGCUGGGCAUGAAGAAACGAGGCUUUGGGGCUGGCCGCUGGAAUGGCUUUGGGGGCAAAGUGGAAGAAGGAGAGACCGUUGAGGAGGGGGCCAAAAGGGAGCUGCUGGAGGAGAGUGGGCUGACCACAGACGAGCUGCACGAGGCCGGUCGCAUCACUUUCGAGUUCGAGGGCAGCCCCGAACGCAUGGACGUGCGCAUCUUCUACACCGACCAUGUCCAGGGCACGCCCACGGAAAGUGACGAGAUGCGCCCACAGUGGUUCCAGCUGGACCAGAUCCCCUUCGCCCACAUGUGGCCUGAUGACAGCUUCUGGUUCCCGCUCCUCCUCCAGAAGAAGAAGUUCCUCGGCCACUUCUGCUUCCGGGGCCAUGACACGAUCGUACAGCACACACUGCAGGAGGUGGAUCAGCUCUAG